Messenger RNA from Dermacentor andersoni, 8854 nucleotides. RefSeq names its product Multidrug-Resistance like Protein 1 (gene MRP). NCBI's taxonomy places the organism in Eukaryota, Metazoa, Arthropoda, Arachnida, Ixodida, Ixodidae. Gene Ontology annotation, molecular function: ATP hydrolysis activity; ABC-type transporter activity; ATP binding. Gene Ontology annotation, biological process: transmembrane transport. The record is from RefSeq and is a predicted model, not a curated record. Gene Ontology annotation, cellular component: membrane.
AACUGCGCACUGCGGUGACGGCAACAGUUGGCGUUCACGACCGCCCACCGUACUUCCGAAAGUCGCGCCUCGCACGCUACGGCGCGGCGGGGAAGCUCGUCGCAUUGACAUUUUCGUUUCCUGCUGAUUCUCUCUCCAGUCGCCAGGCGUCGCAUGGGCAGGAAUGAGUUCCAUGGAUGCGUUUUGCGGCUCGCGGUUCUGGGACUACAACCAGACAUGGAACACGACAGACCCCGACCUGAGCAACUGCUUUCAAGACACCGUACUGACAUGGGUGCCCUGCGGGUUCCUCUGGGUCACAGCUCCCAUCGAGACAUACCUCCUGCUCAAGAGCAGCAGUCGGCUCAUCCCGUGGACUGCGCUCAACCUGGCUAAGUUGGCCAUCACCUUUGUGCUGUUUGUGAUCUCCCUGGUCGAGUUCAGUUAUGCGGGCCACGCCGCCCUCUCGGAAGGCAUUGCCCUGCCGUCCGUCUACUUCUACACGCCCUUCAUCAAGCUGGCAACAUUUUUGCUGGCUGGCCUGCUGCUCUUGGCGGGCCGGAAGCGGGGCAGCCAGACUUCAGCAGUGCUCUUCUUCUUCUGGUUCCUGCUGAUGCUCUGCGGCCUGGUGGCAUACCGAUCACACCUCAAGCGCGCUUUAGCACCACCCGAUGAAGAUGCACCAGACUAUGCCAAAGAAGAGCGGCUGGGCGAGCCGCUGUUCUUCGGGGCAUACAUGGCGUACUACCCGCUGGUGAUAAUACAGUUCCUGCUUAACUGCUUUGCUGACAGCACGCCCAUCUACAGGCAGCACGUGCUGCCCCCUGAGGAGAAGGAGUGCCCGGAGGCUGGUUCCUCGUUCCUCUCCCAAAUGCUGUUCUCGUGGUUCGACGCGCUGGCCUACAAGGGCUGGCGGCGACCCCUCGAGACCUCCGACCUCUGGGCACUGAACUUCAAUGACCGCACUGACCAAGUCGUGCCGGGCUUUGACCGCCACUGGCUCAAGCAGGUUGCGGCCGCUCAGUUUCACAGGGACAGGGCUGCAGCAGCCGGGGCUGCAGCAGGGGGCGACGUGUCGGCCACUUUCCACCACAACCAUGCCAACCACGACGGCGGCGAGGUGAAGUUCUCUGACCGGAGCUCUCACAAGAAGACGGGAAUGGGCAGCACAGCUUCGCUGCCGGCUGGCGGUGAACGGCGUGCCCGGCUCAGCAUCGUCAAGGCGCUUAUCCAGACAUUUGGGCCAAGCUUCGCCAUCGGCAGCAUCCUCAAGUUGGUCCACGACACUCUGCAGUUCGUUUCGCCACAGUUGCUCCGAGCGAUGAUUGGUUUUGUGGGCUCCGACGAGCCCGCCUGGAAAGGCGUGUUCUACGCGGUGCUCAUGUUCGCCACAGCAUCGACCCAGUCGAUGGUGCUGUCGCGGUACUUUCACCGCAUGUACAUCGUCGGCAUGCGCAUCCGCACCUGUCUCAUCUCGGCCAUCUAUCGCAAGAGCCUGGUGCUGUCCAAUGCAGCCAAGAAAGAGUCGACGACAGGCGAGAUCGUGAAUCUCAUGUCGAAUGAUGCCCAACGCUUCAUGGAGCUCAUGGUGUUCCUCAACAUGCUGUGGUCGGCGCCCUACCAGAUUGCGCUGGCGCUCUACUUCCUCUGGCAGCUGCUGGGUGUCGCCGUGCUUUCGGGCGUCGGCAUCAUGGUGCUGAUGGUGCCCAUCAACGGUUUCCUGGCUGCCUACUCCAAAAAACUCCAGACGCGCCAGAUGAAGCACAAGGACGAGCGCAUUAAGCUGAUGAACGAGAUUCUGGGUGGCAUGAAAGUGCUGAAGCUGUACGCCUGGGAGCCCUCGUUCCAGGACCACGUGCAGAGCAUCCGCGAGCGCGAGGUGCGCAACCUGCGGCGCAUGGCCUACGUGUCGGGCAUCCUGUCCUUCCUGUGGACCUGUGCCCCUUUCCUGGUGUCGCUGAUGUCGUUCAUGACGUACGUGCUCAUCGACGAAAAGAAUGUGCUGGAUCCUCAGCGGGCAUUUGUAUCGCUCACGCUGUUCCACAUCCUUCGCUUCCCGCUGUCCAUGCUGCCCAUGUUAAUCUCCAUGCUCGUGCAGGCAAGCGUGUCAGUGAAGCGGAUGAACAAGUACUUAGGCCAUGAAGAGCUCGAAGAGUACGUCUCUCACGAGAAGGAUGAUGCGUCCACUCCGAUUUGGAUUCGCAACGGCUCAUUUGCCUGGACCAAGGACGAGGAGGCCGUGCUGCGGGAAGUGGACGUCCAGGUGCCCAAGGGUGCACUGGUAGCCAUCGUGGGGCAGGUGGGGUCAGGCAAGUCGUCGCUCCUCUCUGCGCUGCUUGGCGACAUGGAGCGCCUCGAUGGCACUGUAAACGUCCAGGGCUCGGUGGCGUACGUGGCACAGCAGGCAUGGAUCCAGAAUGCCACAGUGCGUGACAACAUCCUCUUCCAGAAGACGAUGGAGCGCGACCGUUACAAACGCACCCUCGACCAGUGCGCCUUGCAGUCGGACCUCAACAUCCUGCCCGGUGGAGACCUCACCGAGAUUGGCGAGAAGGGCAUCAACCUUAGCGGUGGCCAGAAGCAACGUGUCAGCCUGGCUCGUGCGGUGUACAGCGAUGCCGACAUCUACCUGCUGGAUGACCCGCUGAGCGCCGUCGACUCGCACGUGGGCAAGCACAUCUUCGACAAUGUCAUCGGCCCCAAGGGUGUACUCAAGGACAAGACGCGGUUGCUGGUGACACAUGGCAUCUCGUACCUGCCGCAAGUGGACCGCGUGAUCGUGCUGCGGGACGGGCGCAUCGAGGAGCAGGGCACCUACAAGGAGCUGCUGGCCCGCAAGGGGGCCCUGGCAGAGGUGCUGCUGCACUUCCUCCGCGAGGAAAGCCAGGACGACGGGCUGCUCAACGAGGAUCCCAACUUGGUCGAGGACCUUCUGCUGCACGUCGGCUCCCCAGAGAUCAGCAGGCAGCUGUCGCAGCACAAGUCGACGUCAGAACUCUCGCUGGCAGAGCGCAAGGAGUUCCUUCGAAGCCUGUCCCGGCAGCUGUCCGAGACGCAGAGCCAGUCCUCCAAUGGGCCCGGCUUGGUCCCGCAGACUGCGGGGCCAGGCGUCGGUCUUCGCCGCUCAAGUGCUGGCACCGAUUCUAUGUCGGGCCGGUCGCUAACACGCUCGCAGUCGACGCUGCGCGCUGGGCAAGGGGACAAGUCUUCCGUGGCAGAAGAGGCCGGCACAAAGCUGGUUCAGGCUGAGGCAGCCGAGACUGGACGGGUCAAGUGGCGGGUGUACUUUGCUUACUUUGGCGCGAUUGGGGUGGUCUGGAUGGUGCCCAUUGUGGUGAUGAACCUGGCUUCGCAAGCCUUCUCACUCGGCUCCAACGUGUGGCUGACCGCCUGGAGCAACGACCCUCCGAUGCCCGACGGAUCACAAGACCUUGCCAAGCGGGACCUGCGCCUCGGAGUCUACGGUGCACUAGGCCUGGCGCAGGGUGUGACGAUCCUUUUAGGCACGCUAGCGCUGUCGCUGGGCAGCCUGAAGGGCGCCAUGCUCCUGCACAACGGCCUGCUGCACAACAUCUUGCGCUCGCCCAUGUCCUUCUUCGACACCACUCCUCUGGGGCGCAUCGUCAACCGCUUCUCCAAGGAUGUGGACACGAUGGACCUAGCAAUCCCGAUGACAGUGCGGUCGUGGCUCAUGUGCUUCCUGCAAGUAGUCUCCACGCUGAUCAUCAUCACCAUGACAACGCCCAUCUUCCUGGCUGUCGCGGUUCCCGUGUUUGUCCUCUACUACAUUAUACAGGCAUUCUAUGUGGCCACAUCGCGGCAGCUGAAGCGGCUCGAGUCAGUGACGCGGUCACCCAUCUACACGCACUUCUCGGAGACCUUGUCGGGCGUGAGCACGAUCCGUGCGUACGGAGCGCAGGAGCGCUUCGUGCACGAGUCCAACCAGCGUGUCGACCACAACCAGAUGUGCUACUACCCGUCCACCAUCUCCAACAGGUGGCUGGCUGUGCGUCUGGAGUUCUGCGGCAACCUGAUUGUGUUGUCCGCUGCCUUGUUCGCCGUCUUUGGCAGCGAUCACCUGGACGGGGGCACCGUCGGCCUCUCGCUCUCCUAUGCGCUUUCAAUCACGGCCACUAUGAACUGGAUGGUGCGCAUGAGUUGCGAGUUUGAGACCAACAUCGUGGCCGUCGAGCGGAUCAUGGAGUACACCCGGUCACCCACUGAGGCCGCAUGGGACGUUCCGGAGUCCAAGCCCCCCGUCGAGUGGCCCAAGGACGGCGAGGUGCAGUUCCGGGAGUAUGGGACCCGUUACCGCGAGGGGCUGGACCUUAUCAUCAAGGACAUCACAGUCUCCGUCCACCCCGGCGAGAAGGUUGGCAUUGUGGGCCGGACCGGCGCAGGCAAGAGCUCACUGAUGCUGUCCCUCUUCCGCAUUAUUGAGCCUGCCCAGGGCACCAUCCUGAUUGAUGGCGUCGACGUCACCAAGAUUGGCCUGCACGACCUCCGCUCAAAGCUGACCAUCAUACCGCAGGACCCGAUUUUGUUCUCCGGCACCGUGCGCACCAACCUGGACCCAUUCAAGUCCAAGAGCGAUGAGGAGAUCUGGGCAGCCCUGGAACUCUCGCACCUGAAGACGUUCAUCUCGGGCCUCGACCGCGGCCUUGAGCAUGAAGUUCAGGAGGGUGGCGAGAACCUCAGUGUGGGCCAGCGUCAGCUGUUGUGUCUGGCACGGGCCCUGCUGCGAAAGUCCAAGGUGCUCGUGCUGGACGAGGCGACAGCUGCCGUGGACAUGGAGACAGACGAGCUCAUCCAGCAGACAAUCCGGCGGGAGUUUGCCGGCUCCACAAUCCUCACCAUCGCCCACCGGCUCAACACCAUCCUGGACUACGACAGGAUCCUGGUGCUGGAGCAAGGGAGGGUGGCCGAGUUUGACACGCCGGCCAGCCUGCUGGCCGCCGAGAAUUCCAUCUUUCACGGCAUGGCCAAGGACGCAGGCCUCGCCUGAUUGACGAUGCACAAUUAGCCUAUGUUAUUAUUAUCGUUAAUAUUAUUAUGCACAUUGUUCACCACCGCCAUCCUUCUAGGCCCCUACCUUUUCCUUCCGCUCUCACCACACUCCCAUUUCCCUGUCCGCCAUCUCACCAGGCAUAGGUGGGCACGUCAAGCAUGCCUUAGAUUGCAGCGGCUGCCCUGUCAGGACACUGUGCAGAUUUCAAAUUUAUCUUGUGUUCUUUUUCAUUUUAUUUCGAGUUCCUCUUAGCCCCUGUGCAUUGCGUUGCUAUGGAGAAGCUCAUUUCCCACGCCGUCAGUGAGCUUACGAGCUUUUGUUUCAGGAUUGCUCGGCGUGACAUCUUUUGUUCACCUUUCCUUAACCCGUGCUCCUUUUAGCUAGGUUGUGGGUUUGCUGAAGUGGCAAAAGGCAGGGUUUCUUUCAUUUCACAUGUCAAAACCCACACAUAGACUUAUGUUGUGUCCUGGAGGCGUUGUGGCUCGCAGAAGAGCUGAAGUCCAUUGUGAAUGUCUUCUGGUGGGUUGGGUUAGCAUUGUAGGAAUCUCGGAGGAGAGCAAAGGAAUGUGAACACAUUUUUAUAUCAAUACUUGGCUAUUGAAUAAAAGCCACGGAUCCAUAUCGUGCCGAGAAGCUGCAAAGGGUCACUUCUUGAAGUCCGUUCGAAAUGUGUGUUAGGUAGAUGAAGUAGGUUUCUUAGGAAUCUCGAAGAAGAGUACAUUUCAAAGGCUUUUGUAACCAACAUUUUGUCACAGAAUAAAAACAAUUUAGUCAUAAGAAAGAAGGGGCCUGUGACGUUGGCAUGUGCCGAUCCUGAAAAUGAGAAGGGGUCUUCAUUGCCAACUUUCUUAGGGACUGUGCUACUUGUUGUAAAAAUGCUUGCAGUAGUCCUCAUACUUUUUUUUUAUGUUUAAAGUUUAAAUUUGCAAUGGCGAACCGUAGUCAAGCUUCCUGUCAAGAAAUGAACAGGCUUCAAGGGCCAACAUUUGACACAAGUGCCUGAGGCUUUGUGCAACUUCUCUUUGAUUCCUUGUCAGUACAUGCUCAUGGACAGAAUGAUGAAUGUAUGUGCAAAGCGUCUACAAGAUCAAGGUACUUCAACUUAAGUUACUGUUGUAGUGCAGACUGUAAGCUGUGCUUUAGACAGCUGGGUUAAACUGACCCGAUUUUCUAAAUGGCAAUCCAUGAGGCUUCGCUCAGUUUCCAAAGAGUGCAAGGCAUUGCUUAUGAGAACCAUCUAUUAUUGUGGUAGUAAAAACUUGAAAAAAGAAAACAUUGAACUGAUCAAUCAUUAGUGAUCUGCUGGUUACUUCAGCAAUCCCCAAAUCUUAGUCAUAGUUGUUCUAACCUCAUCUGUAUUUGGCGCUGGUUAUCUACAAGGCUUGGCUCAGUUAUCCAGUCAAUUGGAAGUGUUGCUCACUAGCACCAUCUAUUAUAGUUGGCGUGAACUAUGCAGGAAAGUUUCAGCAUCUAAAGCUACACUCUGAUGAGCUGUAGGAUUUAGUUGUUGCUGCAUAACAGCACCUCAUAUUGUUAGCGCCACGCAUCUAUAGCCAACUUGCACUGACUGAUGAUUUUUAAUAUAUUUUACAAGCAGUUAGGACUACCAUAUUGAGUGAACCUAUGAAGCAUCUGGGAUCUUGUGCCAUUUGUCCUUAUAUGCUGCACUCCGGAAAUACUGGGCCAUUUUUUAAUGCCAUUGCCAUGAUGCGAUAAGAUGCAGCACUGUUAUUGUAGUCAUUUUUGGAGCCGGCUAUAGCUGCUUGUUCAGGCUCGGUUUGGGCAUUGACUUAACAUUGUGCAUCACAAGGACUUCAUAAAAGCGGAAUGUGAAAAACCUUACUGGUACCUUUGCCUUGAAGUUGUGUUAUUGGUCAUAAUGAGGAUUCGAAAAUAUGUUGCGUUUCUGCCUUUAUUUGCACUAAAUGUUCCAUUACUCUAAUUUAUAGUGUCACAUUUGUUGGGGCUGUAACAAUGACUGCCACUCAUCAUAGUGUUUCUUGCAUCAGUGUUUUCAUGUUUUUUCCCCCCUCGUAAUGUGCUACCACGUGCGAACAAAAGUCGCGGAUUUGUUUGAUUGCUCCCGCAUUUUUCAUUCGUUAUACUAUGUCAUCGUACUAUUCACUUUACGCAGCUGUCUAUGUGUUCAGCACUGUCUAUAUUUGAAUAGACCAUAAGUGUUUCAUUGUGUACCUUUGCUAAUCGGCAUGGUGUGUUUACACAUCUCGUGUAAUUUUUCGUAGAAUUUCUGCAGCUUCAGCCUUAAAAUAUUUAGAAGGGGGCCUUUUGAGAAAUGCAUAUAAUAGUGUUCUUUAGACUCGUUAUGCUUUUUUUGUGUAUCUCCCUAUUGUUGUCCAAUCUUGGGAAAAUGCCAUGCAUUACUGCUCAUAGUGGCCUGAUUCUGUAACCUGAUCUGGCCUUGGCAGUGUUAAUCUGUAACGAUUGGCCCAGCCCUCCAAUCAACACAAAUUGUUGCUCACCAGUGCCACCUGUUGUAGUUAGUGUGAACUAAGGCAGGAAUCUUUCAUCUCUUGAUGUGAAAGACCUGCGUGCUUGCUAAUUUUACUUCAGUGUAGGGCCACUGAUGGCGUCAUAUCGGCUGCAAAGGAGAAUGUUGAAGCUGCAUUGGCUUGGAAUACUAAUGCAUUGUCCCCUCAAACAAUGGACAACACUGCAUAUUGUUUCUUAAUGUGGCUCGAGAUAUUACCAGUUUUUCGCCAGUAAUUUGAAAACUUUUGGGCAUUGAAACCUCGGCAAGCGUUUCAUAAUUGUGCGACUCUAUUUGCACGAUUUAAAAAUGCAGAGAAAAAGAAAUUACGAAAGCUUAGGUUUGUGUCAACACACUGCUUUGGUAUUAAUGUUGAAAAUUUGCACACAACUGUACAAGAUUUUGCAUUGCUUUUGUAAACUGGUACGUAGUGAAUAUGAUGAUGCCUUGGUCAGCCUCUUGUCAAUCCUUCAGUCCAUAUACAGUAAUAAUCAGAAGCAAUGUGGUGGAGAGAUUUCAUGAGCGAUUUCUGGCUGUUAACCCUUUCAGUACUGACGAGAAAUUUGAGACUUGAGAAGAAACUAGCUGCACAUCCUUUAUGGAGGAUGACAUUUGUUGGACCUUAGGCACCUUUAGCACUAAGAAAAAGAGGGGGGGGGGGGGGAAUACAAGGCCAUUCGGAUGCUGUCAAAAUGCGUUCUCGCACUUCCUGGUGAAUAUCUCAGCAAGCAAUACAACAUCCACAGACGUACAGUAUGUAAGAUCUGCAGAUGAAUUAGAUGAAAAACUGAGUUGACAACUUUCACUUCUGUCACCUGUGUAUUUCAAUAUAAAGGAUUCAAGGCAGGCGUCAAGUCAGUACGGAAAGGGUUAACGAGUAAACUGUAAUUGUGUUCGUCGCAUGACUUGCAAGUGUGGCAAUACAACAAUGCGCAUCGACUCUGUAUUCGUACAUUUUUGAAGUGGCUAAGUGGCAUGCGGGGACUUAUUACCUUCCAGCCACGAGUAUAGUAUUUAAUUGCCGCCAAAGGACUGUUUUCCAGGCAGCACAGGGCAUUGUGAAUUGAAUCUUUGUCUUUUGCAAUCGCUCUGAUAUAUGUAUAAAUAUAUAUAAAUAUUUAAUAAGCAUUUUUCAGAAGUACGCAUGCUAGAAAAAAAAAGAAAAAGGGCUGCUUGUGACAGAGCCAGUGUGAUACCUCUUUCGCGUACUUUGUACCAUAGUUUUUUAGGACAUUUGUACUUUAUUGCAUACGGGUUGCAGACCAGUGUUUUGCUGCUCGCUGCUGCUGCAUGCACCAUGUGGGCUGGUGGAAACACAAAUGUCCAGUUUUUUUGUGUGUUUUUUAUGACAUUUGAAAUAAAAUGACAUUUUCAUGAAA